Messenger RNA from Durusdinium trenchii, 10336 nucleotides. The record is from the annotation of a GenBank genome assembly. Lineage: Eukaryota; Dinophyceae; Suessiales; Symbiodiniaceae.
GAUGCUGCCACCCGACUGGGGCACCUUCUAGAAGCUUUUCAAGAACCCCCUUGACAAGGCACUAUCAGACUGGUCAUCGAAGCGGGUCAGCCAAGACUUCCAGACUUUUUCACCCUAACCGGGGCACGUCGCGUCCAUGUGCGGCAUCGGUCCUGAUGCUCUUUCGGCGGCUGUGGCUUUGGUCUCUUUGCCUCGUGGCGGCCCAGUGGUCCAACAGCUCCAGGAGGACACCGCAGGCACGACCGCAGGCGACAACACCUCACGGAGGACGGCGGCGAGGCGGCGGAGAAGGAUCGUCAGAUGCCUCCAGACGGCUGCAGACGGAGUUGAGGAUCCAGGAGGAGUGGGAGUUCCCCACCGGCACCCGCCUCGGCUUUCUAAGUGCUUUGGUGAGCGACGCCUUCGGGAGCGGCAGCCUAUCCGCUGUUAGUAUCUCUGUACUUGCUGGCUACAAGUACAGCACUGUACAGAUUAGCAUGCCUGUCGACUACCAAUUUGGAAUUGAACAUCAGGAAGCGAUCAUCAAGUUGGUCUACUCCGACGCCACCCGCGGCUCCUGCGAGCGCGCCGAUUACAACGUGCCCAUGGCCUUGACACGCAACAGUUCCACCCAACUUACCAAGAGCGCUUCGCCCUUGGCCUCGGGUGCCGUGCUACGAAUGCCGCAGGGUGGCACCAACGCCUUGUUUCAACAAGUGCAAUGGCCACACCUGACCUUUAUGCAUGGCGGCUUCUACGUGCUUUGCUACUCUCCAGAUGGCAGCUUUUUUGGGGACGAGUGGAGAAAUAACCUCGUCCCAGUGGUCAUCACUGUGGUGGGGGUGGCCUCCAAUUGUUUAUCCAAUGGCUGCCUGGCCAAUGAGCGAUGGGACUGCUACGUGGCCUAUGCAGGCGAGGGCCUGGGCAGCUGCCGCAUCGACUUCCGCCUCUACGGCGGGGGCCGCGAUGGCUGGACGGUGCAGCUGGCCGGCACCUCGCGGGUGAGCUGGACCCAGGCCUGGGGUGAUGAUACCUUCGUGGAUGGCGUCUUCACGCCUGCUGUGCGGCAGGAGUGUUCCAACGUCAUCACUGGCGACUACAUCUCUCCGGAAACCGCCAACUACGAGGACUUCCUGUGGGCGCCGCCGACGGGCAGCGGCCUGGACGCCGACGCCUCGACGGCGGCCAAUCUGCCGAGCGUGCGGACGAACGUGACGAAGGGAUUUACCAUCACUGCCUGCUAUUGUCCCAACUACGAUGGCCCGGUGGACGCCACCCUCUUCGCUUGCGACCAUGCGAGCGAGUUCAUCCAACCCAUCGGGGUGAUCUACUACUGGAUGAUUCGGAUUUGUGACGUGGAGACCUACUCCUCUUGUGGCUCCGAAGGCAACUUGCCCUUCAUGCGGGUUUUGCCUCAGCAGCCCUUUGUCCUGCGAGUGGAAUGUCCUCCAGGUGGAACGUCUUGCGCUGCUGCCACCGACAAUCGGGUGAAGUUCCUGCCUGGCAUUCCUCCUCCAGGCCCCGAUGGAGUGGUGUACAUCGAGGUGCCGGAACGAGCCAUUUGGGAGCCACAGAGUCGAUGUAAGAUCGAGACCAGCAUGACCGAUGACAUCGCCUGGGAGCCGCCCCUGCAAUACGACGAGAACGGGAUUUUGAUCAACGGCCUCGCACACCUCAUCGGAGGAGAUCGGCGGGACUACAAGUUCUGGGCCGAUCCAGCCCUUUUGGGGCUGAUGCCCAUGGAAAGCAAGGUGGAAGUGUGCUACUGCGAGAGUCAGUGCGACAACAGUUUCAACUAUUUUAAGGUGGGCGAGAUCACCUCGACGGAGACCGCCGGCAUCGCGCGCUGGACGAAGCUGCCCAACCAGGGAGGGUUGAUCCAAGAGAUUGAAUCCUUGCAAUAUGUCACGAAGCCAGGAGCUUUGACACUCUAUGCCGGCAUCCGCUCCACCCUUUCAGAGGGCAUGCAUCCGUAUGACAGCAUCCCCUGGCGGAAGAAGACCACACUGAAGCUGGUGCCUUACGACAACCUGGCGAACUACCCCUGGGGUGCAGGGCCAGGCACUUCGAAGGUGACCCUGGAGCAGUUUCUGGGCCUCGAUCGUCUCAAUGACCCCGAGGCCCGGCUCACGCUCAACGUGGCUUGUGCCAACGGCACCUUCAACGCGGAGUAUUACAAUGGCCCCAGCUCUGCGGAACUGGCGCGGGAAUACCUGGCCUGGGUGGGGCCUGGAGCCAACCAGUAUUUGCCCUUCUCGGGAAUCGAAAAUGAUCAGAGCUUCAACACAUGGAAGGCAGGGAUUUUCUUGGUUUGCUACUGUGCCGUCUUGGAUGCAGAUGAUCUUUGCGCUAGCCCCAACUAUUACAUCAGUGCCGCCAGGCUAAUGUUCAAAGGACCUUUGACUGACAUCCAGUUGAACCUCCCGACCAGCUUCGUGGUGCGCAUCGACCUGGAAGGCUGGGGCUUCUCCGACACAGAUUCCAUCCGCCUCAUCAGUAUGACCCAGACGUGCCGAGAGAAUGCCAAUGAUCCCCGGGGUGUGGAUGUCUAUCGCCUGGGAUGCCCUGGGCUCAACAGCUCGUCGUGCCGUCGACCCACCGAGAAGGAGGACAUCUCCGUGCACGUGAUCAGCGCUGAAAUCACUGGGCUCCACAUCACUGAAAUAGAGAUCGGCGAGGUUCAGUCGAUCCUGACCUUCAGCGGCGACAUCACCGCGGAGCUCCUGGACGGCGACGCCAUCACGCUGGAUGAAUCCUCCAUUCUUCUCAGCGGCAGGAACUCGAGUCAGUGGACGAUUUCAGAGCAGCACCUGGUGGCCAAGCUGAGUGGUUUCUACAGCUACGCCGAUGAACCGGAAGUGAAGCGUAUGCUUUGGAAUCACGUCUCCUACGUGACCACGACCGAUGAGGAGUUGAUCACCACUCUACACCGCACUAAGCUCAGCAUCCCGGUGGGUUGGCCCGAGGGUCAACGACCAGAGUUCAGCUUCGUGGACAACAAGGGCCGUUGGCACCGGCGGAAUCGCUUGCAGACCAAGGAGGAGAUCAAAGUGGACGAGGCUGCCACCGUGAAGAUCUGCUGGGGCGCCUUCGACGGAGGCCGACAGCAAUACUACGGCGAAGCGGGUGUCUUAGAGUUCUCCGCACCGACCUUCAUGGCAGAUGCUGGGGUCUACUUGACCACCCGGGUGCAAGGAGGCCUGGGCAUGGCAGUCUUGAGCUUCAGUCCAUCAAGGGGCACCACCUUCUACAAGGCUUACCAGGUUCCGGUCGUCGUGCGUCUCCUCUUCAAGGAAGUGGAUUUCAUGUUGGAGCCGCUCUUAUCGGGAGAGGAGCUGUCAGAGUUAGAAGCCUUACCGGUAGAGGAUCAAGUCCUCAUGGAGAAUGCCACGCAGACGAUUUGCGGGAAGCUCUUCAUGGAAAUGUGGACCAACGACGAUUCGGGCUUCCCCUUUCCGCGUGGAUGCUACUAUGGGCCGCUGUACGACGAUGUGGAGUCGCAGACGGAACCCGCACGGCCCUCCUAUCGCGAGUACUUCAUCAUCUUCGAACCGCAGGAUGGUCUCAAGGACACCUGCCGCAUGACUGACGGCGGCGGCAACACGCGGGAUGCGCCCUGCGUGUAUCAGUUGGCCUUGAAUGUGCGUGUGGGCGAAAUCAACAUGGUAAAUCCACGAGAAGUGGUGGGCAUCUACACGCAAUGUGCUGGGAAGUCUGGAUAUGCCACGGCGUGUGGUCCGCGCUACAGCGUCUUGGAGUAUGGCCCAGCCUUUGCGGCGGACUCCACGAUGAUGCCGGAGGUCAACAUCACCGAACUGGAGCGGAUUGAGCUUUUGCCCUUGGACCUGGCACGCUCCUUAAGCCACGAGGGCCUGCAAAGCGACAAGGCGAUGGAGCUCUUGGGCACCAGUGUGCAAAACGGCGAGGACUUUCUGCAGUUUGGACUACGAGCCUGGCCGAAAGACGCUCAGUGGCCCAUCGAGCGCUCCGGUCAGCUGAGCAUUUUCUUCCAUCCCUUCACCCUUUGGAGUCUCACGGAGAACAACUACUGCUUGGCCAUUUGUAAGGCUCCCAGCGGCCUGUCCUGCAAUGAUGGAAGAGGAGGCGAGUUCGCGGACUGCGCGGUGAACCCCUUGGUGCGCACGCCCUUCGACAACGUCUUUCCCAUGCAGAGGAACGUCUUGAUGCUCAGCUACCCGUCGCAGAUGGACGAGAUCCCGCCGGAGCGCUUCGGCGAGGCUCAUUUGCUGGAGAUCUCUGAGCUGAAGCUGCCACAGGAGGGGUUCUUCACCCUACGGUUCAUGGCGCAGUAUCUAGACAGCCGCGGCACCAACCCGGUGAACGCCCUGGUCUCGCCGCCCAUGCAGCGGGUUCCGCAGCCGGGCACGACCACCGGGCGAAUCGUGAUGGAUGGACAGACCGGAAAUGGCCCCAGGCCCUUCAUCUUCGAGCGGGAGAACCUCCUCAUCGUCCGCCUCCGCAUCGGUGUCACCCUGCGGAGUGCGCAAAGCGACCGCCAGGAGGAGAACGAGACGGAGUCCCUGGAGGAGGUUCCGAAGGUGGUGCCGCACCCGGUGGUGCAGAUUUUCUUGCCCCCAGACUACUUCUGCAGCGUGGUGGGCAACGGCACCGCCGACCCAGACAACAGCUCCGACAUCUUCGUUCGGGACUUGAACAACGACGGCUACGUGGACAACCCCAUGGGGACGGUACUCUCAGGCACAUGGUCACACGAUGGGCCCAUUUGCACCUUCACAUUGGAGACUUCUGCCAGCGUCUUCGCCCAGCAAAUCUUCUACGUGCGCCUGUCAGUGAACAACCCUCGCCAGGCCUUGCUGCGCACCGAUCCAACGAACUUGUGGCGCAUCCGCGUGGCCGGCAUGAACAGCACCACCCUGGGAGACCUGGUGAAUUUCAUCUCCUUGGACCAGGAGCCCAACUUGCCCGGCUGGGCCGGCAAUCUGGCGGUGCUGACGCCGCUGGAGGGCGAAUCGCUGCAACCCUCCAACCUCUCGGCGGGCGCAACGAACUAUCUGAGCGUCUUCUUUCAGGUCAUCCACGCCAUGCCGGAGUAUUCCUACAUCCUUCUUGAUUCGCCAGAUGGUUUCGACUUCACUGACAACUGCAGUGUAAGUCCACUGGACGACCUUUACUAUCAGGAUUGGGAAGGUUUGCCGUGGGGCGAGACGGUGAGCGGCACUCGAGCCCUCACCAGCUCCUUAGGCUCUGAUGUGAACUGCACCACGGACAACUGGAAGCGCAGCGUGUUGUCGCCGCCGGCCACCCGGGACUUCACCCGGGCCAUCGUCAGAGUGGGGAGGGCGAUGCUCUCCAACAAGUACUAUGGCUUCCAGAUUCGCAUUCAAAAUGCAUUGGAAUGGCAGGCCGCACACCAUGAUGACUGGCGUUUGUGGGUUCAAAGCCCUGAAGGAUACACUGUGGAUGGAUCCAAGUACACCAUCCAAUUCAACGCCAGGCGGAUCGACACCUUGCCGCAGAACUACUGGGAUCGCAGUUGGGGCAUCUACCAGGACCCGAUCAUGUUGCCCCUCACCAUGGAUUUUGGACAGGACCUGCUUUUGCCCAGCUCAGUCUUUGACAUGAGCACGGUUGUGACCUUCUUCCCUCUCACACCUAGCGCUGAUGGAGCAUUGAUCAACAUGAGGGUGGUGGCCCCGAACGGCUACGUGUGGGUGCCGCACGAAGCUGGUGGAUGGCUGGGUGAGGUGCCUGGCUUGACCUGUGAGUUUUGCCAGCUCAUCGUGACCCCCGAGGUCCGCUUGGACAAUGAGCUGAUCUUGCCGGUCGUCGUGAUGCGAUUGGGCGAAGAGUAUGGCUUCCAGGUGCGCGUGCGGGUGCCGGAGCGGCCGCCCACACGGUCGUCGAACGCCUUCUUUCUGGAGAUGGGCUUCGACCCGGGCAUUUGGAACCUGGAUCGGAUGCAGGCGGUGAACCUGCCGGCGCCCGGGCUGCGCGUCGUCUCCCAAGCCAAGAUCGACUCACUGUGCAACCUUGCUGGCUUCGCGGAGAACAUCAUGGAGUUUCACGUGCACAUCGCCUCGCCCUUGGAGCCCAACGCCGGCUUCUUCUUUGCUGGGUCGGAGAACACCCGCGACACCCUGCUGCGCUGCUGGCCGGAGACGCUGACACCAGCGCAGCUGAAUGGGGACAACGGCUUCUGCGAGGUGGGGGAGAACGUCGUGACUGGCCUGCCAGAGCUGAAGAUGUAUGUCGUGCGCGGAUCCUUUCCAUCAGGUUUGCAUAUCUUCCGCUUCCGCGACGUGCGGAACCCCCUGCAGCCCACGGCGGAGAUGGGAAGUUUCAGCUUCGGAACCUACACGGAUCUGCAUAUGUAUCCCAAGCAGAAAGUCUUGGAUCUUAGCAAAGAGAUCCCGGUGCCGCGCGUGCUUCUGCUGCUGCCCUUAACGGGUCUCAUCCAGGCUCCGGACUACGAGCGACCCACCUACGGGAGAGAUGAUGCUCCCAUGAGGAUGAAUCUCAUCACCUUCUACUUCCAGGUCGCAGAUCAUCCGGAAGUCCCCGACAGCGUGCCCUAUCUCUACAUUUCGCUUCGGGGUCCUGCGGGCUUCUACUUUGAGGAGGACUGCAUGGAGAACCUGCAGGCGUUGAACGACAGCCUGGACGCUUCGCAGUUCCCUUGCAGCGCCAGCAACUACCCGCUGCAGGCGUCCUGGUGUCCGGGCGUGAUCACCACGUGGCCGCAGAACUUGGAGCCCGAGGCGUGUUUGGGCAUUGGCCAUACAGCGCGGCUGUCGGUGCCCAAUCCCUUGGCGCGGAAGUGGCCGGGUGUGGUGCCCAACUUCUUGGACAACAGCAUGUACGCUUUCAAGAUCCAGGUCCAGAACCCGGAGCUGCAGAUCGAGUACGGAAGCCAAUGGGCCAUGGACUUCGUGGACUUCGCCGGGAGACCCUUUGACGCCUUUCUGGUCGCGACAUUUCAGCAAGAGGAGACGAAGCUCUUUCUGUCCUCGCCACUCAUCACUCGACCCUGGCUGCAGACCACGGAGCAGCAGUACAUGACCUUCCGUUUGGACUUCAGGCCCUACACCACCGUCCCCGCGCCCCGCAUGCCGCGCCCGGGCGACGCGGUCCCCGCGGCGCGGCGGAUGCAGAUCUCGGGCUUGACGCCCUUGGCGCCCGACGCGGAGGAGGGCAGCUUGGUCGUCACGGUGCCGCCGGGCUUCGGCUUCCGUGCGGGCGACUUCGACGUGUGUUUCCAGAGCAGUUUGGAGCGCAAGGAGCGCCUGCUUUGGGACGAUGAAUUCUUCCCUUCUACCGAAGCCACUUGCACCGUGACCGGCACUGGGCUGCGUGUGCUCACGUACACACUCAUCAACCAAAAGCCGCUGCUGUCGAUGGUCACCUACUCCAUCUCUUCGACCGUGAAGAACCCCGAUGUCGCCAGCUGGCCGGUGGCGCAGGAUUGGUUGUUGGAAACCUUUAAGAAGUUCAUCGCCACUGAGCAGACCAUUCGCUUGGACAGCUAUGCCGUGCCCGGCACGCCGAUGAUCACGCCCACACGGAGCUUCGCCGUCGCCAACCUCGCCAGCGAGUUCACCGCAGGUCUGGAGGUGCCCGAGAUGAACGUGUCCUUCCGCCUGGCCGAGCCCUUACGCAACGGCGACUCCAUCCGCUUGAAGGCACCACCAGGCUUCAGUCUGGGCCAUGGCGAGUGUAUGAACUUCCGUUGGUCGGGCACCUAUCGUCCGCUGGUCUACUCGCCGCCGCCCUUGUGCAACUGCAGCAACGCCUCGACGCUGUGCACCAUGGUCCUCCAGGUCACGGAGAGCGCCAACUUCCGCGCCGAGGUGGUGCCGGCGGACGUGGCCUUGAGCUUUCUGAUCACCGUGACGAACCCGACACACCAACCCGCGCUCGUGGAGAACAAUUGGCGCAUGGAAUUCUGGAUGAAUCAACGCCUCUUCAGCGGGAGCACAGUAGUGAGUUGGCCCAUCUAUGGUCUCUUCCAGAACUUGAGCGUGGCGCUCGUGGGCACGGAGCAGCGCGCAGGUGCGAUGAGUGACUUGCUUUUCGAGUUCAUCCCCAGCGUCUUCGGCACGGCCCUGGAGAUUCACUUGCACGAGCCCUUGGGCUUCGACUUCCAGGUGGCGCGGGUGAAUGCGCCCUGGGUGCGCAGUGACUUGACCUCGAGCAACCGGCUGCUGCUCAUCGGUGGUCGCCUUAUCCCGAAUGAGAAGACACAAGUGACCCUCUCCUUGGUGCGUUUGGGCCAGGGCGGUGGCCCCACGCGGAUCUCGCUGCGCGCCUAUGCGGACGCGGCACGGACACAAGAGACGGCAAGGAGACUCAACUUUCUCCAGGGCUUCCGACUGCCGGGGGCUGCCAUGGCAUCGAAUCUGCGGCUUUGGAGUGAACGUGUGGUCGACCAUUGGAGCGGCCAAGCGCAGGACUCGGUAAGCCCUUUGUUGCCUUGCCACACCAAUCAGCUGGCGAGGUUUGAAAUCUUCGUCAAGGUCACCAGGUUCAUUCUCGAGGGCGAUGCGCUCAUUUUGACGAACAGCGUUCCGUUCGGACAAGCAUAUUGGGAGCCCUCCACCGAAGCUGGCUACGAGCCCAACAUGGAGAUGUGCUUGGGAAGUCAUGGAGGCGUGUCCUCCAAUGGCACCUGGCUUUGCGAUGGCCCGGUGCUACCGGUGAAUGUCACGCAGCAGUCUGUGCUGAGAAACAGCGUGGGCAUCGGCAUAGGAGUGGAAUUGGUCUUGGGCGCUGUCAGGCCGCAGGACGUUCUGAGCCAGGCAAGUUUGGAUGAAGUCUCUGGAGCUUUGCAGUUGGAAGGAGACAUCGGCAGUCGCGCCCUGGCCAUGGAGGCCAACCGGGACUACCGGCUUCGUAUUUGGUUGCGCGCUUCGGCGGCCCCCACGCUUUGGACCAUCCGCACGGAUGACGUGAGGGGCUUCCUGUCGAACACCAACGAUGGCCUCUUACCUGGGGUGCUGGCCGUGCCCGAGAUGAGCAUCACCGUGACAGUGAUGCUCUCACGCACGCCGCCGGAAUCCUCCGUUUGGGUCCGCAUUCACAUCCUCACCGGCCCAGAACAGUCUCAGUUCAGUCGCCUUCAGCUCCUCUUGCCCUACGGCUUCUCACCCGUGGGUGCGGACGCCGACCCCACCGCGCGGCUCAUUGUGGAGCUCUCGUUGGAACAGGGCGAAGGCAUUUUGGACUCGGUCAUCGGCAUGACCUUCAACUUGCGGAUCCAGACGCCGCCGCAGAGCAUCCCGGACGCGCGGUGGUUCGUCUUGGCCAAGCAGGUCAUCGUCGACGAGAUCACCGGCGAGAUCACCGAGCCCGUGAAUGGCUGGGCCUUCGCCAAUGGCUUCGGCGUGGAGCCUUGCCCGGUGACGCUCAUGUACGGAUCCAUCGCGAGUGCCACUGGUUGGCUGGCGCUGUCCUUCUACGUGCCGCGAUCGGUUCAAGGACGCUUCGUGCUGAUCACAGCGCCCUUGGCCUUUGAAGUUCGUUGCCCUCAGGCGGAGCAGACGGGUCUGGUCUUGGAAUGUCAGGACUUCCGCCCCCGCACGGAGACACCCACGCUGCUGCAGUCCCUGCAACGCACGGUGAAUGUCACCCUGGUGGGAGGAACAGAAGAGGGCGACAACAUGCUCUACAUGUACUUGCUGAAUGUCCUCACACCUGCGGAGGAACCCAUCUACGAUCCCUGGCAACUUCGAAUCUUAGACGCUGGCUUCUACGUCGUGGACGCUGCUCUCAACGUGCCCCAGCCAGGCUUCGUGCCGGACUUGGAGAUGGGAAACCCUUCGCUGAGCUGGUUGGAUCCCCCACAGAUGGGCGAGGUCUCCAACGUCCAAGUCGAGGUCUCCUUCUUGCGGCGAGUGAAAGGAGUGAAGGCAAUCCUGGUCUCGCUGCCAGAGAACUACCGUCAUGACAUUCAGCACAAAAAUCAGCUUCGUAAUGUGAACAAGCUCUUCCCAUUGACGAUCGAUGAGGAAUGGCGGGUCUUCGACAACUUGAGGUACAUCAAGGUCCUGGUGGAGGUCGUGGAAGUGAGCAAUCAAGCGCAGAUCAUCACCUCCGGAACCUACCAGUGGCAAUUCCCUGUGAUGGUUCCGUUGAUCGAGCCCUUUGCCUCGGAGUGGUACGUGAGCCUCUGUGCCGAGCCCACCUGCAGCGCUGUGGGUGAUCCAGGCAUUUUGGCCUCGUUCCCGGUGCUGAACAACGAGCCGCAGCUUCCAGCGAAGACUUUUCAGGUGGUGGCCCAAACCGGCCAAGCACGGACACACCGGGCGCCAGUGUGGGCGCUGAUGGCUGUAGUGGGGCUUUUCCUAAUGGCGCACUGGUGAGCUAUUUCGAGGCGAAG